AACAACCAAACAUUGAUACCAACAUUAAUUUUAAGCUGUUCAUCUCGACAGCCUUGGAAGCCAGCUCAAAGCUUUCAGUCUCGGUAUCUUCAUCAAAAUGGCAACUGCAGCCCCCAGACAAUUGGGCAUCACUCCGCCUUUAUCUACCGCGCUUCCAACAGAUGCUGAGAAGCAAGCAACUGAUGCGCUGAUUGAAGAAAUGACAAAAGAGAAUCUCUUUGAGAGCCGCGCUGAUACCGAAAAACGAUCCGCCGUCCUUGCUUCUUUACAAUCCAUCACCGAAGAGUUUGUGAAACGAGUUUGCAGAAAGCAAAACCUACCGGAGAAUAUCGUCAAUAGUGCCGGCGGUAGGAUCUUUACAUAUGGCAGUUUUCGACUCGGUGUAUAUGGACCUGGCUCUGAUAUCGAUACUCUGGUUGUCGUACCCAAAAACGUUUCCCGUGAAGAAUAUUUCGAACUUUUUCCAGAUCUUCUCGUUGAAAUGGCGCCAGAGGGAGCUAUUACAGACCUAGCGCCUGUUCCAGAAGCCUUCGUCCCAAUUAUUAAGUUUGAAUAUUCAGGCAUCAGCAUCGAUUUGAUCUUUGCGCGUAUCGAAGUACUUUCUCAAAUUUCAAGGUCCCUAAGCUUGAACGACGACAACUUAUUAGCGGGCUUGGAUGAAGCCGGUUUACGCUCUUUAAAUGGAACGCGAGUUACCGAUGAUAUUUUGAAUCUGGUACCGGAAAAGGCAGUAUUCAGAACUGCUCUGAGGGGAGUUAAACUUUGGGCGCAGAGAAGAGCUAUCUAUGCCAACAUUAUGGGUUUUCCUGGAGGUGUCGCCUGGGCUAUGCUGGUGGCUAGAGUAUGUCAAUUAUAUCCACAAGCAACCGCUUCUACAGUCAUCCUGAAGUUUUUCCGUAUCAUGUCUCAGUGGCAGUGGCCGCAACCAGUCUUACUACAGGCAAUUAAAGGUGGUAAGCUUAAUGUUCGUGUCUGGAAUCCAAGGGUUUAUAAAGGCGACGGGUACCAUCUCAUGCCAAUUAUUACUCCUUCAUACCCCUCCAUGUGCGCUACUCAUAACAUAACAAAAUCAAACAAAGAGAUCAUCUGUCGGGAACUUGCUCGUGGAGGAAAUAUCACGGAUAGAAUUAUGAUGGGCAAGGCAUCUUGGAAAGACUUAUUCGUCAAGCACACAUUUUUCACCAAAAACUACAAAUACUACCUCUCCGUCAUUUCCGCCAGUACUACAAAGGACGCUCAACUUAUAUGGUCUGGUUUGGUUGAAUCAAAAGUUAGACUUUUAGUUGCUAAUGUAGAAAACCACGAAUCAAUUGCGCUGGCACAUCCAUUCAACAAGGGAUUCGAACGAGUUCACAAAUGCAGUUCCGAGGACGAAAUCGAAGCGGUAAAAGAAGGCAAUCUACAAUACCAGAUCAAAGAAACCCCGGCAGUGACUACGGACCCAUCUCAUGAUACAGAUUUAGGAAUUGCGGUAAAGGACCAGACUGGGGAAGUCAAGGAUGAGAAUGGAGAUGCACCAAAAUCCGAACCCGAGAAAAAGGAAUCAUUCGUUUACACAACAACAUUUUACAUCGGCCUCGAGCUUCGCGAAGGCGCUAAAUCGCUCGACCUUGCAUGGUGUGUUGAUGAGUUCAAGCGAGUGUGUAGAGGGUGGGAGAAGUAUAACGAAGAGCUUAAUACUUUAUCUGUCGUUAACACUCGAAACUGCGACCUUCCAGACGAUGUCUUUACUGAAGGCGAGGUCAAGCCAACUCGUUCUCAAAAGAAAAAGAAGCGUUCUUCAGCAGAUGACGUUGAAAAUGCAUCCACAAAGAGACGGCAGGUAGUUGCUGCUGGAUAAUGAUUCACUUUUGAUCAUUGCGAUCAUAUAAUCAGAUUUGAAAAGAAGAAAAAAAACCGGAAAAACGACCAACUUAAUAACUUACUGACCUUAGGCAGUUCACAUCAACACAUUCAUUCAUUCAUUCAUUCAAUCAUUUCAUUAAAUAAAUCUUUAAGUAUCACCUACUUCCUUGAUAUUCCUUCGGGGUAAAGCCGUAAUAAUGAAAAUUCACAUUCAGGCCUGGGUACAGUGUUGAGGCAAAUUGAAAGGGCAGAUCCUCCUGAAAAUAAUCCGGCACCGGCGUUCUUAGAGGCUAUUGCUUCACUUUGUUAUUGAGGGUUGAGGGAAAGGGGGAGUUUGUCAAGUGAAAAUGACACGACAGCAAGCAUUGGUUGAAAGAUGCAGCGGGAAUUAGUCUGGGUCAUUUUCCAAUGACAUGACUACAUAGAUGACUAUGUAUUUUAAGAAAUCAAUACAAUUCAGAUUCCGAGACUACGUGUCUCACACACGCAGA
This is a messenger RNA of Botrytis sinoallii, 2336 nucleotides long. RefSeq lists its product as uncharacterized. Gene Ontology annotation, cellular component: nucleus. The coding region runs from base 98 to 1840 and encodes 580 amino acids. Lineage: Eukaryota; Fungi; Ascomycota; Leotiomycetes; Helotiales; Sclerotiniaceae. The record is from RefSeq and is a predicted model, not a curated record. Gene Ontology annotation, molecular function: RNA binding; poly(A) RNA polymerase activity. The transcript has 7 exons.